CAGUUGAUAAAGAAAACCCGCCUUUGAAUAUUGUGCAGACGAUAUCGCGUGCGGCCUACAAUACCCGACGUCGUUUCCGUCAAUCGGUGCUCGUUUUCUGUGUAGUUAACUGGGACUGUGUGCUUUCGUAGUGCGUGACGUUUAAAAUUUUUUUCACCCCGAACGUAAAAAUAGAUACUAAUCGUUGUGUAAGUUUUCUGUUGUCGAUGAUUUUAGUGUGUUCGCGAUAAUAUUAUUUUUAGUUGCUUAAACGGAACCGACAUAACUGAGAGCCGGUCCGCGAUUUUCGCAUCCCUCGGAUGAACAACAGCCAUCACACCCUCUGCAAACGUGGCCGAUUAAAUUACAAACUUUAAGGUACCGCCGGUCUACCUACGUCAGAGUUCGUUUAAAAAACAACAAUUGACUUUACUGCUUAUACUGCUGUUAGUCACAAUAACAAUAAUGGUCUUUUAUUUUGUCGUCGGGAAUACUUCCCUGUUGGUUUUCAGCGCUGUCGUAAACGAUUGUCCGAUGGUAGCCUUGUAUUUGAUAAUUAUAAUUUCAUAUUAUUGCAAUUGGUUUUGGCGGCGUAUUCAUGACUAUGAACCAAAUGUUUUUGGGAAACACUUGGGAACAAAAAUGGGAUUAAAAAGAACCUAUUGGAACAAAAUCGAAGCCGCAUACUGUUUAAUUGCCACUUGCGUUUGUGCGUUGGCCAAACUCAUAUCCAAUUUCAUUCACAUUUCAAAUAAACCGCCAGAAAAUCUCACAUUACCUCACGAUAUUCAGCGGAACAAAAACAAGACUGUCGCAGACAUCCCAGGACCAAGGACUUUGCCAAUUUUCGGAACCCGAUGGAUCUAUUGGAAGUUUGGGUUUUACAAACUGAACGCCGUUCAUUUGGCGUAUAAAGACAUGUUCGCGCGGUAUGGAAAAAUUAUUCGUGAAGAAGCCUUAUGGAACAUUCCUGUAAUAAGUGUUAUGGACAGAGAUUUCAUUGAACGAGUACUCAGGCACAGUGGUAAAUACCCGAUCCGACCUCCAAAUGAAGUAACUGCAAACUAUAGAAAAUCUAGACCCGACAGAUACACAAACCUUGGACUAGUCAAUGAGCAGGGCGAGACAUGGGCAGUAUUGAGGAAUAAAUUAACUCCAGAACUAACAAGCCCGAGAACGAUACGAAGGUUUUUACCAGAAGUCAAUCAGCUUGCAGACGAUUUUAACACGUUAAUUGCACAAGCUAGAGAUAGCGAAGGCGUUGUUAAAGGUUUCGAAUUAUAUUGUAAUCGGAUGGGCCUUGAAAGUACAUGCACCUUAAUAUUAGGUAGAAGAUUCGGAUUCUUAGACGAAGAAAUAAACGAAAUGGCUACUAAACUUGCAGACUCUGUAACAAAUCAGUUCAGGGCAUCACAAGAAGCGUUUUAUGGUCUGCCCUUAUGGAAGCUAUUUCCAACAAAAUCUUAUAAAGACUUCAUAACGAGUGAAGACGCCAUUUACGAUAUCGUGUCAGAUAUUGUGGACUCAGCACUGAAUGACGAAUUACAGUCUUGCACAGACGUACGCAGUGUAUUUGUCUCCAUACUACAAGCAUCUGAAUUGGACAAUAGAGACAAAAAAGCAGCAAUUAUCGAUUACAUCGCUGCUGGAAUUAAGACUCUAGGAAACACGUUAGUUUUUUUAUUAUAUUUGGUUGCCAAACAUCCCGAUGUCCAAGAAAAAAUAUAUGAAGAAGUAUCAAAACUCGCGCCGGCGGAUACCCCAAUAACUGCUGAACAUUUGCAUAAUGCUCCCUACUUGCACGCUUGCAUUUCAGAGGCACAUAGACUAUUACCCACAGCGCCCUGCAUUGCAAGAGUGUUAGAGACAGCAUUUGAGUAUGACGAUUAUCGGCUACCUUCCGGGACGGUUGUUUUGCUUCAUACGUGGUUGGCGUGCUUGGACGAAAACAACUUCAAUGAUGCGUCUUCUUUUAAACCAGAAAGGUGGUUGGAUGAACUAACGAAAAAAUCACCAUUUUUAGUUGUUCCGUUUGGAUGCGGCAAACGAAUGUGUCCAGGAAAACGGUUCGUUGAACUGGAACUCCAAGUCGUCUUAGCUAAGAUGGUUAAACAAUUUCACAUCGACUUCAAGGGACAACUUAACACUGAAUUUGAAUUCCUAUUGACCCCUAGUGAUGCAGAUUUAAUCUUAAAGGACAGAAGUUGUUGAAACAUAUAUCAAUAUCAUCCUCUGUCUUCGUUUAUGACUGAUAUGUUUUGGUUGUAAAUAGCUUAAAUAUUGCAUUUAUAUACCGUGUUAUUUCGAUGUUAAUAUCAUAAUAGUUUAUUUAAAACGCCAAAAUAAUUAAACAUUUGUUAUUUGUGAUCUUAGGUUAUAACUAAAUCUUUACUGAUAUUGUGUUUUAGGUAAACAUUUAUGACUAUUGUCAUUAUUAUUUAUUUUGUUAUUUAACUUUGUAUAAUAAUAUAUCAUAGUCUUCGUAAAAUUUUUUUGUUUCGUCGUUACCUUUUAUAUAAUAUACAUAUUGUAUUAUUCAUACCGAUUUCUUUUCUUUUUU
Molecule: messenger RNA, 2539 nt
Organism: Daktulosphaira vitifoliae (grape phylloxera)
Lineage: Eukaryota; Metazoa; Arthropoda; Insecta; Hemiptera; Phylloxeridae
Gene: shd
Product: ecdysone 20-monooxygenase
Exons: 11
Coding region: 445-2190 (581 amino acids)
Molecular function (GO): iron ion binding; heme binding; oxidoreductase activity, acting on paired donors, with incorporation or reduction of molecular oxygen
Source: RefSeq, a predicted model, not a curated record